Molecule: messenger RNA, 714 nt
Organism: Clonostachys rhizophaga
Lineage: Eukaryota; Fungi; Ascomycota; Sordariomycetes; Hypocreales; Bionectriaceae
Source: the annotation of a GenBank genome assembly
AUGAUGCAGGGUCUACUCAAGGCAAUCGUGUUUGCCUCUCUUGCAAAACUUGGUUCUACCGCAUGCUUCGAAGCCGCUGCAACAGGUGGGAGCUGUAGUGCUGCUGGUUCAACUGGGGGGGGGAAUGAAACUGUUACACCUGCACCCUCGGCGAAAAUCAUUGCAGAAUGUGGAACUGCUUGUGCCGCCUCCACCUACACCAUCUUCAAACCGAUAUCAAUUCGUCAAGAGCGUUUCUUGCCCGUCUUCAACUGUCCCGUCUUCAACCAUCCCAUCGUCAACGGCCCCCUCUUCGACAAGCGAAUCAUCCGUUGUAACACCAUCUUCAACCGACCUUUCUUCCAAAGUCCUAUCAUCGACUACUCCAUCCUCCACACCACUUUCCACAAGCGUUUCUUCCUCGAUCCCAUCCUCGGACACUCCAUCCUCGACGAUUCCAUCUUCAACAACGCCAUCUUCAACACUAGAUUCGUCUACAACCCGUCCUCAUCGAUCGUCUCUACACCCCUUGAAACUCCAUCUUCAACACCUGAUUCAACACCUGAUUCAUCUGCAUCGCAAUCCUCAACGGUCUCGUCCACGCAGCCUCUCGACACUCCAUCUUCGACAUCUUCAACUACGCCAUUGUCAAGCCCGAUAUCGACCACUGAGCCUGCGGCUACUCCGAGCACUACACGAAAGUGCCGGCCUAGGAGUAAACGCAACGAGCUGUGA